This is a messenger RNA of Nematolebias whitei (Rio pearlfish), 1370 nucleotides long. RefSeq names its product elongator acetyltransferase complex subunit 4 (gene elp4). Bases 3 to 1220 code for a protein of 405 amino acids. Gene Ontology annotation, cellular component: transcription elongation factor complex; cytoplasm; elongator holoenzyme complex. The record is from RefSeq and is a predicted model, not a curated record. The transcript has 10 exons. Lineage: Eukaryota; Metazoa; Chordata; Actinopteri; Cyprinodontiformes; Rivulidae. Gene Ontology annotation, biological process: tRNA wobble uridine modification.
AUAUGGCAGCUCCCUUGAGCAGUGUGAGCAAAACCUCAGCUGAACGUUUACCGAUUAAUACUACGAGCUUUCAGAAGAAAACCAGGAGCAAGUUAAUCUCCAUACCCGGUACCAGACCUUCGGUUCAAAAUGGACAGCUCUUAGUUUCGACCGGCGUCACGUCGCUCGACUAUCUGCUCGGUGGUGGGUUAGCAGUUGGAACAGUGCUUCUCAUUGAGGAGGACCGAUAUGAUAGCUACUCUCGCAUGAUCUUGAAGUACUUCCUGGCAGAAGGAGUUGUUUGUCGACAUGAACUUUUUGUGGCAUCGGCUCAAGAUAACCCAGAUGACAUCUUGCAGGAACUCCCAGCUCCCAUCUUGGAUGAUGUUGCUAUUCACAAACCUGUGGAACAGCCUAGGUUGCCUUGUGAACCACACGGAAAUUUGAAUGCCAUGAAUAUUGCCUGGCGCUAUCAGAAUCUUCCUAAAGUACAGACUGCCCUGGCAUCUUCUUCCCGAUUUGGUCACUACUAUGAUGUCUCAAGGACAAUGGAGCCAGAAAUCCGCCAGGCAGCGAAGUGCCACCACUUUUACCUUCCAGAAGAUCUCUCCCAAUCAUCGACCACGCACAGUCCCAUGCUUGAGUCUUACUCUGCAUUACUGAAGUCACUGCAAGAUGUGAUACACAGAGAGGGCUUUGAUUUGGCAGCCCCCAUGUCAAAGUCACGGAACAUCUUGCGUGUUGGCCUUCACUCUCUUGGCUCAACUUUGUGGGGGGAUGACCUGAGUUGCCAUGACAACCCUAAACACCGGCACGCCCUUACUACUUUUCUUUAUGGAUUGCGUGCUUUAAUGAGAUCAUCGCUGUCAGUUGCAGUGGUAACUUUACCUUCACAUCUCAUCCAGGACAGAGCUCUAAUGGGCAGCAUAACCAGGCUGUGUGACAAUGCCAUAGCCCUGGAAUCCUUCAAAGGCUCAGAGAGAGAGACUAACCCUCUCUACAAAGACUACCACGGUCUGCUGCACGUACACCAGGUGCCUCACCUGAACUGUCUGGCGAACCAACUCCCUGACCACAAAGACUUGGCCUUUAAGCUCAAGCGAAAACAGUUCACUAUCGAGCGAUUACAUUUGCCUCCGGACUUAUCCGAGACGGUGAGUCGUGUGAGCAGGGGGGAGCUGGCAGGAGCCACUUCAGCCUGCGGCUCCGGCACAUCCGGCACCAAACACCUGGACUUCUAAAGCUCUUGCACAGUCACCAUGGGAAAUAAACAACUGGAAAGCUGCAGCCAUUGUCCUCUUUGCCUCAGUGACCAGGAUGUUCUCUUGCCCACGUAAUGUCAACUGCGAUAACCCAGCCAGCCAUUACCACCUGCCAACGAGCUCAGCCAG